AUGAGGGGCAUUGAGGAGACAAGGCAACGAUGGAAUACCUUCUUUCGCGACAAUAACACCACCGCCGAUAUACGGACAGCACUUCGGUCGGAACAAGGAGACAAAUUGUGCGACGAGGGAUUGAGAUCCAUUUGCUGGAAGGCAUUUCUACUUUUCGAUGAUCUCGACCGGGCGCCAUGGCCACAGAAGAUCGCCGAUUCUCGAAGUGCCUAUGUCGCGCUGAAAGCCCAUUUCCUGAAAUACAUUGAACACCCGGAUGAUCUGCAGUCGGCAGUUGACCCGCUGGCGGAUGAUGAAGAGUCUCCAUGGCAAACGCUACGAGAUGACGAGCAGACGAGGGCGGAUAUUUCCCAGGAUGUCGACCGGUGUCUACAGGAAAAUUUCUUCUUUCGUGAGCCGUCGACUAAGAUGAAAAUGAUUGAUAUACUGUUCAUAUACUCGAAACUUAACCCGGACUUGGGCUAUCGUCAAGGGAUGCACGAGAUCCUGGCUCCUUUGCUCUGGGUGAUUGAUAGAGAUGCCAUCGAGCCCAAGGCUCUGCAGGAGCUCAACGCCAACGAACCCGAUGAUGAAAUGAUACUUUCCCUUCUUGACGCCAACUACGUGGAGCACGACUCUUUUGCCUUGUUUUGUUCGGUUAUGCAAAUAGUUCGAGUGUAUUAUGAGCAUAAUAGACAUCGGUCCGAAAAUGGCCAGGCGGAUGUUAUACCGAUCGUUCACCAAUGCCAGCGCAUCCAUAAUGAACUUUUGGUUACCGCAGACUUGGAGCUGGCGGAUCAUCUGCAAGCACUAGAAAUUCUACCACAGAUAUUUCUCACCCGUUGGAUGCGCCUACUCUUCGGUCGUGAAUUUGCUUUUCAAGAUGUUCUUCUCAUUUGGGAUCGCCUUUUUGCAGAAGGAUUACGUCCCGAAUUGAUAGACUUUGUGUGCGUCGCCAUGCUCUUGCGGAUUCGUUGGCAAUUGUUGGGUGCCGAUUCCUCGGGCGCUUUAAGUAUCCUGCUCCGUUACCCUUCGCCUCAUCCCCAUGAUCCUCUAAGUUUUGUGCUUGAUGGGAUAUACUUGGAACAAAAUCCCACCCCUGACCGAGGCAUUUUUAUUAUCUCAAAAUAUUCAGGCAGGCCACCGGAUGUCACCAAAGGGCUCGGGCAGCCUAGUUCGAAGCACAUAACCAGCAAAAAGUUCCGCCUGCGGAGCAUUUCAAGGGACUUGAGCGAAAGUAGCUCUCCUUCCAGGUCGCCUGCAAGGAACAGUCCCAAGAGUCUUGAAACACUCUUCCAAGACGUUUCAGAGGGCAUACAACGUCGAACAGAGUCGUGGGGUGUAGCCAAAGCUGUCCGAGGGGCAGUGACUGAAGCUAAGAGGAACAUGCAAUCUAUCCAGUCUGAGCACUACACUCGCACCGCACGGUAUGAAUCCUCCAGCCCGACCGUAGGGAUGCCGUGGGAUCAUGGUUCCGAUGGUACGGCUCAGUGGAAGGCGAAGAUUGAACACCUCGAGGAACGGAACAGGAAGCUUGCAAAGAACCUUGGCCAUGCCUUGAAUGAUAUUCGUUCUCAUAUGAUGAGAGCAGAGGGUAUUGAUAAGAAGACUAGCAACGCCUUGAAAAAAGCACUCACCCAGGUUCAGUCGGUGCAGACCUGCCUUGAAGAUUCAUCUAUCCCUCCAGGCUUUGUUGGUCCGGUUUCGAACGAUGGGGAAGGGGACCAGGAAUCGCUUUCUGACACUUCGAAAUCCACGACCGAGCGUGUCGAGGCGGGGGGUGACAAAUCAUGUGACACGUCCACAGCAACGCGCAAGGUUAGUGUAUCUGAGAAGUCAUCUAGAUCGUCCGUUGAGAGUGAGACGAAAACGCCCAAUGCUGCAACCAAGGCUCCAGUUUCCACACCCAUGCCACUCCGACAUGCCGCACGUCCAUCGUUGGCAGAUUCGGAGUUUUCCUGGAUGCUCGGGGGCGGGCGACAGUUUUCGAGUUUCGUAAGUCCGGCAUCCGUGCCGCCCGAGCAGACUCGGCAUGGGCUUGGAGAAGUGCGAUCCAAACCGAAUACCUUAUUUGGCAACGGAGACGAGGAGCAUGGACGGUCCGGCGCUGAGCCCGACGGACUGGUGCUGCGGAGUCUUCGGGGGCCUAAGGCUCGCGAGUAAUCCGGAUGCGCUUUUGGUAUGAUUCAUUUUGUUUCUAGAAUUUUAGCCCCGGCAUUUCACUAGUCCGAUAUACCCCGUUUUUGAGGUUAUUGCAUCGGAUUACGGAGUACCUCCUUUCCUCAUCUCUUCCCUUGAUGCCUGAAUCGCGCCAUGAGGACUGCCCAAGAUAUUUUAUCCGGCCAGGUUGAUCCAAGCGCCCACCGCGCUUUUUCAACACUAUGCCUCUCGGAU
Molecule: messenger RNA, 2373 nt
Organism: Aspergillus sclerotioniger CBS 115572
Lineage: Eukaryota; Fungi; Ascomycota; Eurotiomycetes; Eurotiales; Aspergillaceae
Product: GTPase-activating protein GYP6
Exons: 6
Coding region: 1-2142 (713 amino acids)
Biological process (GO): activation of GTPase activity
Molecular function (GO): GTPase activator activity
Source: RefSeq, a predicted model, not a curated record